This is a messenger RNA of Seriola dumerili (greater amberjack), 2088 nucleotides long. RefSeq names its product radical S-adenosyl methionine domain-containing protein 2-like. NCBI's taxonomy places the organism in Eukaryota, Metazoa, Chordata, Actinopteri, Carangiformes, Carangidae. Gene Ontology annotation, biological process: positive regulation of immune response; defense response to virus. Gene Ontology annotation, molecular function: 4 iron, 4 sulfur cluster binding; catalytic activity. The record is from RefSeq and is a predicted model, not a curated record. Gene Ontology annotation, cellular component: endoplasmic reticulum membrane; mitochondrion; endoplasmic reticulum. The transcript is spliced from 6 exons. The coding region runs from base 191 to 1243 and encodes 350 amino acids.
UACAGCGGUCUGCUCUACACGCACGCACACACGCACACACGCACACACCAGGCUGAGUUUCGUUUUCAAAGUUUGUAAACAGAAACAUUUCGGCGGCUCAGCUGAUCGACUCCCCUCCCCCGUGUUAAAGGCGAGCCCUGCAGCUAUAUCUAUUUGAUACGCAACAUCAACAUCAGAGCAAAUAAGUGUGAUGUGGUCGUUUUUCUCUUUGAUGGCGUCUCCGAAGCUGCUGCUGCAGCUCUGCAUCAGCACCCUGCACCACAUCUUUGCGAGCGUCUUUUCAAUCGUUUGGCGCUGGACACCAGGAGCCUUCAAGGGAACAAACAGGACAUUGGAGGAAAGGAAAGUCCAAAAUGCAACGACUCCAACGAGUGUCAACUAUCAUUUUACGCGCAAGUGUAAUUAUAAAUGUGGAUUUUGUUUCCACACUGCAAAAACAUCCUUCGUCCUGCCUCUGGAAGAAGCCAAGAGGGGCCUCAGACUUCUGAAGGAAGCAGGUAUGGAAAAGAUCAACUUCUCUGGAGGAGAGCCUUUCUUGCACGACAAGGGAGAUUUCCUGGGGAGAUUAGUUCAGUACUGUAAACAGGACCUGCAGCUCCCCAGUGUCAGCAUCAUCAGCAAUGGAAGUAUGAUCAAAGAAAAAUGGUUCCAGACAUAUGGUGACGAUCUGGACAUCUUGGCCAUCUCCUGUGACAGUUUUGAUGAAGCAACCAAUCAGCUGAUUGGCAGAACUCAGGGCUCAGGGAGGAAGAGCCACCUCGACAACCUCUACAGGAUUCGCAGCUGGUGCCAGCAGUACAAAGUGGCGUUCAAGAUCAACUCGGUCAUCAACACCUUCAACGUUGAUGAGGACAUGACGGAGCACAUCGUCGAGCUCAACCCGGUCCGCUGGAAGGUGUUCCAGUGUCUGCUGAUUGAUGGGGAGAAUGCAGGAGAGGUGGCCCUGAGAGAGGCAGAGAGGUUCGUCAUCAGCGACCAGCAGUUUCAGGAGUUUCUGGACACUCACAGCAGCGUCUCCUGCCUUGUCCCUGAGUCCAAUGAGAAGAUGAGGAACUCCUACCUAAUCCUGGAUGAAUACAUGCGCUUCCUGGACUGUCGAGAGGGAAGGAAGGACCCGUCCAAGUCCAUCCUUGAUGUUGGUGUAAAAAACGCCAUUUGCUUUAGCGGCUUCGAUGAAAAGAUGUUUCUGCAGAGAGGAGGGAAAUAUGUGUGGAGCAAAGCUGACAUGAAGCUGGACUGGUGAAAUUCUGCUAUUCAACUAUUUUGAUUUGCCUUUGCUGAGUGACUGCACUGGUAAUUUGUAAGGGUGAAUACUUUUAUCUUUAUUUAUGUCUGUGACUUUCAGAACUUACCACACCGCUUGAGAAAAACCCAUAAGAGACAAAAUAGUUUUUACACCUUCCCAUUUAAUUAACAUUGUUGUUUCCUUGCACUGCAAAUAUGGAAGCUUGUGACCAAAUAUCAUUUUCUAUAAUAUUGGAAGGUCUUCAUCUUACCCAGUAAAGUGCCUUUAGAUAAUGUUUAUUAAGAUUUGGUGCUAUACAAAUAAAAACUGAAUUUAAUUACAAAUAUUUUACAUUAAAAAAAUGUUUAAAAGUAUUUUAUCUUUUUUUUAUUUUUAUUUUACACUCUAAAUUAUCGCAAAAACAAUAAACUCAUGAUCUUCCAUCAUGGUGAUUUACAGGCCAAUGGUAUCAGUGAGAGACUCUCUGAUGUGGUUCGAUGCCAGAGGCUCCUAUAUACUGUAUAUAUCACAUAUAUAAAUUUUCCAGUGUGUGUGUGUGCUUUAGUUAAGAAGUAGUUUCAGUGUGCAUCAAAGAGCCUAUAUGUUCCUAAUCAACAGUGUCUUGGUAAAGAUAGCAGACAGGAAGCUACAGUGUCUUGGAUUGAUAAAAGAAAACAACAGCUCUAAUUCAGACGAUAAGAUCCCACAAGGUGUAAUUCGUAACUCAUUUCUACUCAAUGAGUGGCAGCAGGAGUAAAAAUGAUGAUAUAUGAGUACACUGUGUUUAAAUGAAGAAACUUUGAUUGAUAUUUGUAAAAUGUGAUAACUGUCAAACGGAGCAGUUCUAAAGUUUUUUUUUUUUU